Messenger RNA from Puntigrus tetrazona (Sumatra barb), 4450 nucleotides. RefSeq names its product bone morphogenetic protein 5 (gene bmp5). Gene Ontology annotation, biological process: SMAD protein signal transduction. The transcript has 7 exons. Gene Ontology annotation, cellular component: extracellular region. The coding region runs from base 1168 to 2499 and encodes 443 amino acids. The record is from RefSeq and is a predicted model, not a curated record. Gene Ontology annotation, molecular function: cytokine activity; growth factor activity. NCBI's taxonomy places the organism in Eukaryota, Metazoa, Chordata, Actinopteri, Cypriniformes, Cyprinidae.
GAAUCAUUUAUUUACGCAGUUUAGGCAACACGUGAUCCAAUCAAAUCAUUUCAGUUGAGUAAAGAUGUUAACAAAUUAACCUUAAAGUGCUACUAAAAACUAUUUUUACUGUUAAAAAUGCGAUUCCACUCCGCCUGAAUUCUACUCCUAGAUGUCGCUGUUACUCUUUUCUUGCAUGCUGGACGUUUCCUAAGACUUUGCCCUUUAGGUUUCCAUGCUAUAGAUAACCUAAAAUGAUUCACUUUUCAUAAAUGUCAUAUACAACCCAUAGAUUUUUACAGUACCAGUCAAAUGCUUGGACGCACAUUCUUUUUCACAUUUUAUACAGUAAGUCUUUUAACAUAGGCUACUGUACGGCUUAAAAUAGACAACCAAGCAGCCCAAUGAGCCUUCAGUAUUCAAUAUGCAGUAGUCAACAUUUAAAAUGGAUGAAAAAAAACCGAAUCAAAGACAAAAACUACAAUUAUAGCCUAGUAUAGCUAUAGUAGUGUAGGCCUAUACCAUCGUUCAUCCAUAUUAAGGUUGCCAACUUACAGUAGUCAGUUGUUUGCCGUUGUAGAAGUGAAUAAUAUGAACAGAACUCUGCCCUAGCAUACUAUUGUUUGGAAAAACGCACUCUGAGCUCGAUUAUAAGCGAGCAACGCUGAAAUAAAGCUGACAGGUGUUUGCCCGCCUGGACUUUUCCUUUGACUAAUCACGAAAGGUCUCAUAUAUCAAGUGUCUCUCAUUUCACGGUGAGCUUGCAUUCAUGCCCCAGGUCAACGAUGUUUUAUACACGACCGCUAGAGGUUGAUGCAAACCCUCCAGAGUGUGGGCCGGACUACCGCUUUCAACACUUUUUUCAGGGAUGUAGUCUUCUGUCGAGCUAGUUCACGCGCUGACUCCCGAAGGCUGCGCGCUUCCGUUCCCGGGCGCUCGGUGCUGCGCGAGAGAAGAGUUCAGAAUUCGAUUCGGGUUCAUGACAGCAGUGAAGAUGUUGGUGCGGCGCAAGCGACGGAUGACCUGAGGCGUCACCUUGAAGCCUGAGAAGACAUUCACUGUAGGUUUGAGAAUAAAGACUUGACCAAUAAAGAACUCGAACAAAGUCAGCUAUUAAUGGUGCGCCAUGGUGAGCACCAUCAUCAACCCAGCAGUCGCUUGGUGAAAGCAUCAUCCUGAGAAAUAAAGAUGAGAGCGCCAACUUUUGGACUUCUGUGGAGCUGUCUCGGCUUUCUUCACGGCGUUCAGUGCGGUUUAGGAGACAACCACGUGCAUUCGAGCUUUAUUUACAGGCGGCUGCGUAACCACGAGCGGCGAGAGAUCCAGAGAGAAAUCCUCUCCAUCCUGGGCUUGCCUCACCGUCCCAGGCCCUUUUCCCCGGGCAAACAAGCGUCGUCGGCGCCGCUCUUCAUGCUGGACCUGUACAACGCGAUGACGACCGAGGAGGAGGACGCGAUACUCGGGAAGACGCUCUCUGGGAAAGCGCGUAAAAGCGCCUCUGUGGUUCCACACGGAUACUCGAGCGCGCCGCAGCAGCCGUACCGCGCUGCGCCCUCGACCAGUCAGAGCCCACCUCUGGCCACCGCGCAAGACACCAACUUUCUUAACGACGCGGAUAUGGUGAUGAGCUUUGUCAAUCUUGUCGAGCGGGACAAGGAUUUCUCUCAUCACAGACGACACUACAGGGAGUUUCGUUUCGACCUGACUCAGAUUCCGGAAGGCGAGGCAGUGACCGCCGCCGAGUUCAGGAUUUAUAAGGAUCAAAGUCACAUCAGAUAUGAGAACAUCACACUCAAGGUCACCAUAUUCCAAGUCAUCAAAGAAUAUCCAAACAGGGAUGCUGAAACCUUUCUCCUGGACUCCAAAAAGAUCCGCGCUACCGAUGGGGGGUGGCUGGUGUUUGACAUCACGGCCACUAGUAAUCACUGGGUUCUGAACCCACAGCAGAACAUGGGCCUGCAGCUCUGCGUGGAGACCACCGACGGUAGAAGCAUCAACAUGAAAUCUGCUGGCAUCAUUGGAAGGAAUGGACCUCAGUCUAAACAGCCAUUCCUGGUUGCUUUUUUCAAAGCCAGUGAGGUUCUGCUCCGUUCUGUAAGAGCCACAGGAAGCAAGAGAAAAAGCCACAACAGAAACAAAAGCAGAACACAACAGAAAUCUUCGCCGGCUCUCAAAAGUGGAGAUCAGAACACCAGUGAACAGAGACAAGCCUGCAAGAAGCAUGAACUUUACGUGAGCUUCCGCGACUUAGGAUGGCAGGAUUGGAUUAUUGCUCCAGAGGGCUACGCAGCCUUUUAUUGUGAUGGAGAAUGUUCGUUUCCACUCAAUGCUCAUAUGAAUGCGACAAAUCAUGCGAUUGUGCAGACCUUGGUCCAUCUAAUGUUUCCUGAUAAUGUGCCAAAGCCUUGCUGUGCACCGACCAAACUGAAUGCCAUAUCGGUGCUGUAUUUUGAUGACAGCUCAAACGUAAUUCUGAAGAAGUACAGGAAUAUGGUUGUGAGGUCCUGCGGAUGCCAUUGAGGACAGAGGAGCUUCCGUGUCAUAUUGCUGGAAUAACAUAUCAAAAGAAAUAGUUUUUGACAUUUGAUGUACAGUAUUAUGUAUAUAUUAGCUCAUGAUUCCUCUUAUUUAUUUGGCUUCGUUUUGUAAUAACGUUUUUUUAAUUUGAGAGAUGUAGAUGAGUUACCACUCUUUUACCACAGAUCCACAGCUGAUUGUUCUUUCUCUGAGAACACGUUAAUGAUUUAGGCCAGUUAGAGAGAGUUUUACAGGAUCAAGUGUAAUUGCAUUUCUUUAGAUUAAACGUCAAGUUCAUAAGCAACCACUCCAAAACAGAACUGCUGCUAUUUUACAAAAGAAAUGCAAAUGCCUUAAACUCUAAGUCACCUAAUUGCAUUUUUAUGUGAGGGAAAACAGCCAUAUUGGAUUUCGCAAGCAAUUACACAAACAAAUGUUGUCGUUUCAUUUUUUUUAAAAACUAAAAUUAUCGUAGUGUUGUUGUAAAAGCACUGAGUAUGUCCUAGGACUAUACGAUGCAUAUUUCCUCAAAUAGCCCAAAGUAUUGCAACCCACAAUUACUGUUUCAUAUUAGUUUGCUUUAGAAAUCAGUGGGUGGAUAUGCAAAAUAUAUAUAUUUUUUCUUUGAGCAAAUAUUCCUCUUCCUUAUAUACACUUGCAUUAGUACUUUGAGUAAUAUAUUUUUUUUGGAAAAUAUUGCAUUUAUUAUUUUAGAACAGUGUUUGUACGUCAUUAAAUCUAUUUUCAAAUAUAUUUUCUGCGUCUGUCUCUACUGUGCUUGUUGCAUGAACUUAUGCAAAUCUGCGUUUACUCAUCUGAUCAAAACUCGCCACUUGUUAUGAAGUCCCUGUUUGUCAGAAAAUGCCGGAAAUGCCAGAAAAUUGAGCGACUGUAUUUUACUUAAUUGAAACCAGUGGUCAGGGCACCCAGAUGUUAUGUGGUCCCAAACUAAAAAAAGAGUGUUGACGUCCAAUGAAUAGCGGAGGCCACCUGCUAACUUAACUUCUAGCGGCGUGGAUGAUUUGCAUUCCUGCGGCCUGCUGCCCUGCAUGAUUACUCCUGCUGCUUCACAAUCCCAUCUACUGUUUAAUAUCAUGGAUUCCUUCCAAUUCCACUAAACGUCUUCCUUUCUACAACACCAGGCCCAGUGUGAACGCUGCUAUUUUAAGGAAAUCUGUGCCAGUGAGCAGACUCUCUUAGUAUAGUAGCCACAUAAAAGGGGAAAAGGGAUCAUUCACCAUCAUGAGCAUAAACGAAUAUGCUGAGCACACAUAUGCACGGGAUCGAUCAGAGUGGGGCCCUACGGAUCCUUAUUUGACACACAACAGUGACAGCAUUUACACUGUUCUGUCUGACGCGCAUUAACCUGAUUGUUAUACCUUAACUGGAUUAAGCUAAUAUUCUGGUUUUUAGUGUUCUAAGGCAGCUGGAAUAAGUUUACGUGAAUUGGAAUUUCGUGUGGCGAUCUGCACAUGUCCAAACGAAUGUAAUUAUCAGCGUUACAACUCAGUUGUGAAAAAUGAAGCUAUCCAGAUCAUUUUUACAGCAAAAAGGAGACGGAUUGUAUUACGUUGACUCUUUUCCAGAUUAAAGGCUUAACCAGACCACAGGGUUUAAUCGGAAAAUGAUGUGCAUGUAAACAUGCUUGCUGAAAUUGUUAACAGAAUUUGAAUUUUAUGUUUUUUGAACCAUAAAACUAGCGGACACCCACCGCACUGCAAGUCUGUGCCUCAUGCAUAUUCUAGCUCAAAUUGCUGCUCUGUUUUUGCUCUUUGACUUUAUUGUAGUAAUGAGCUUCAUAUGCUUGUUGUUUUGUGUAGUCAAAGGGGCGAUUGUCAAUCAUAUUCCUGUGUUACACUGCAAUAAACCUCGGUAUGCCUGAAAUGAAAGCAUGACCUACAGUGGACGACACAAACAAAGCUAAAAAUGCAGUUCUUUUGUGCCGUACACAUAU